CGAGCUCGGAUUAUUAUCGAACUCACCCCAAAAAAAUACAAGUCUUGCAUUGUGCGCCUGGACAAACAACAUCCUUACCGCCUCUGCUACAUAAUAUCGCGAAGCUUCCCUCCGUUCUACUUUGUUUUCCUUUAUAAUCCUUACUAUUAUUUUCCCGGAGUUCGGCGACCCCUCUAUUCCUCGCAGUCUGAUGUCGCGGUGUCGUCAAGUCUACUCUUAAUGAAUUUGUUUGCGGUCGGCUCCUGAAGCUGUCUUCGACGCGGCUGAGGGAUAGUAAGGCCGACGCUGCAUCCCCUCGCUGUCCGCUAUGGCGCAGCAGCAGCAGCUGGCCCUUGAGGCCCUUGAUGCCAUCACGAGAGAUUUGAAAUCGAGGGCAGGAGACGAAGUUCGAAAGCGAGCAGCUGUCCAGCUGAGGGAGCUAGUAACCGUUUGUUAUAGAGAUUUCCAGCCAGAACAAUUUCACGUAUUCUACAAUUCCGUCAACAACAAAAUCACUACGCUGAUGCUCCAUGGCAAUGAUUCUUCCGAACGCCUAGGUGGCGUCUAUGCCCUUGAUGCCCUUGUCGAUUUCGAUGGCGUGGACGUUACCGCUAAAUAUACCCGGUUUACCGCAAAUCUGAAGACGAUCCUGAGAGGAAAGGAUAUUGUUCCUAUGCAACCCGCUGCCAUCGCCCUCGGCAAAUUGUGUCUUCCCGGAGGAUCUCUGAUAUCAGAGUUGGUCGAAUCCGAGGUCAAGACCGCUCUCGAGUGGCUUCAAUCAGAUAGAGUGGAGGAGAAGAGAUAUAGCGCCGUCCUGGUCCUCCGCGAGCUCGCCCGGAGCGCGCCUACUCUGAUGUACGCCUACGUCGGCCUCGUUUUCGACCUCAUAUGGGUUGGUCUUCGCGACCCGCGCCAGCUUAUCCGCGCGACCUCCGCGGAGACUGUCAGUGCCUGUUUCGAGAUCAUCCGCAAGCGAGACCAGGAGAUGAAGCAGGCGUGGAUGACCAAGAUGUAUAAUGAGACCCAGGCCGGUCUCAAGACGAACACCGUCGAGUACGUCCACGCGUCAUUGCUGGUGCUCAAGGAGCUUCUCGAGCAAGGUGGCAUGUACAUGCAGGACCACUAUCAGAAUGCAUGCGAGAUAGUCUUCACCCACAAGGAUCAUCGUGACAUGACGGUUCGCAAGACGGUCGUUCUGCUAAUCCCCAACCUAGCCAAUUAUUCCCCGUCCGACUUCGCGCACGCCUAUCUUCACAAGUUCAUGGUCUAUCUCUCCGGUAUGCUCAAGAAGGACAAGGAACGCAACGAUGCUUUCUUCGCUAUUGGAAACAUCGCCAACGCCGUCAAGAGCGCUAUCGCGCCAUACCUCGACGGCGUUCUUAUCUAUGUCCGAGAGGGACUCAGCAUCCAGUCUCGAAAGCGAGGCUCUGUCGACCCGGUCUUCGAUUGCAUCAGCAGACUUGCGGUCGCGGUUGGCCAGACGCUCAGCAAAUACAUGGAGGCCUUACUGGAUCCCAUCUUUGCGUGCGAGCUUACCCCCAAGCUAACACAGGCCUUGGUCGAUAUGGCCUUCUACAUACCGCCGGUGAAGGCUACGAUACAGGAGAGGCUUCUAGACAUGCUUAGCAAGGUCCUUUGUGGAGAGCCCUUCAAGCCCCUUGGAGCUCCCACCCCGAACACGCUCUCGGCCGUCCCCAUCAUACCGAGAGAUGCCAAAGACCCGCAGGCCUAUGAGCACCGUAAAGCCGAGGUGAAGCUAGCGUUGAGGACGCUAGGGAGCUUCGACUUCUCAGGCCACAUACUGAAUGAAUUCGUCCGUGACGUUGCUAUCAAGUACGUAGAAGACGAUGACCCUGAGAUCCGCGAGGCGGCCGCCCUUACGUGCUGCCAACUGUACGUGCGAGAUCCAAUCGUAAAUCAGACUAGUUACCACGCGUUGCAGGUCGUCGGCGACGUUAUCGAGAAAUUGCUAACCGUAGGCGUAUCCGACCCGGAACCAACCAUACGACGGACAGUCCUCGCGGCUCUCGACGAGCGUUUCGACCCUCACCUCGCCAAGGCGGAGAACAUCCGGACCCUCUUCUUUGCGCUCAACGACGAAGUGUUCGAUAUAAGGGAAGUAUCGAUUUCUAUCAUAGGUCGACUGGCUCUGUACAACCCAGCCUACGUCAUUCCCUCGCUUCGGAAGACUUUGAUACAGAUGCUUACUGAGCUCGAGUUCUCGGAUGCCCCGCGCAACAAGGAGGAAAGCGCCAGGCUCCUCAGCCACCUCGUUCAGAACGCCGGGCUUUUGGUCAAGCCAUACGUCGAACCUAUGAUUUCGGUACUUCUGCCGAAGGCCGACGACGCCAAUCACGCUGUCGCAGCCACCAUCCUCAAGGCAAUCGGCGAGCUCGCGACAGUCGGGGGGGAAGACAUGCUCCCGUACAAGGAUAAACUCAUGCCGAUCAUCAUCAAGGCGUUGAAGGACCACGCCUCUGACGUCAAGCGCGAGGCUGCCUUGCAUACCCUAGGCCAGCUUGCCAGCAACUCCGGAUACGUCAUAGACCCCUAUCUCGAAUACCCCGAACUCCUCGACCUCCUCCAACACAUUAUCCGCGUCGAGCCCCAGCGCGGGGCCUUGCGGCAUGAGACGAUUAAGCUGAUGGGAAUAUUAGGAGCGCUAGAUCCCUACAGGCAUCAGCAAGUCGAGGAGCGCGCCCCUGACGCCAAGCGCCGCGUCGAAACCAAUCGAAUGACCGACAUAUCGCUAAUGAUGACAGGUCUUACUCCCUCUAACAAAGAGUAUUACCCCACCGUCGUGAUUAACGCCCUCCUUAAUAUACUCAAGGACCAUUCCCUCGCGGCACACCAUGCCGCAGUGAUCGAGGCCAUCAUGAACAUAUUCCGCACGUUAGGACUAGAGUGUGUCUCAUUCCUCGAUCGCAUCAUUCCUGCGUUCCUAGACGUGAUUAAGGAUUGCCCCGCGAGUCGCCUCGAAUCCUAUUUCAACCAGCUGGCUACACUGGUGAGCAUCGUCCGCCAGCACAUUAGGAACUAUCUGCCGCAGAUCAUAGAGUCGCUCCCCCCGUACUGGGAAAUGGCACCAUCUCUCCAGGCUACGAUAUUGUCCUUAAUCGAAGCCAUUUCGAGGUCACUAGAAGGAGAAUUCAAGAUCUACUUGGCGAGUCUGCUGCCCGCCAUGCUCGGUGUCUUGGAGAAGGAUGCGACUACUAAGCGGAUCCCUUCCGAGAAAGUGCUCCACGCCUUUCUAGUCUUCGGUUCUAGCAGCGAGGAAUAUAUGCAUCUCAUCAUUCCCGUGAUCGUGCGCACGUUCGAGAAGCAGGGCCAGCCGACGUUCUUGCGGAAGUCAGCUAUCGAGACUGUCGGCAAGAUCUCUCGCCAGGUCAACCUCAAUGACUAUGCCGCCAAGAUCAUCCACCCCCUGACCAGGAUCCUCGCUAGCGGGGAUUCGUCCUUGCGGAUGGCGGCGCUGGAUACCCUGUGCGCCCUGAUUCAGCAGCUUGGUAGGGAUUAUUUACACUUCAUGGGCACCGUCACCAAGGUUCUCCAGGCUGGCCAGAUCCAACAUCAGAAUUAUGAGCUUUUGGUUAGCAAGCUACAGAAGGGUGAGGCUCUGCCGCAAGACCUCAGUUCUGAGACGCGGUUCGUCGACCAGCUAGACGAGCCGUCGUUUACCGACCUCGGCAACAAGAAACUUGAGAUGAACGCCAUUCAUCUAAAAGCCGCUUGGGAUACCAAGGGCAAGUCCACGAAAGAGGACUGGGUGGAAUGGCUCCGGCGGUUCAGCACCACCCUCUUGACCGAGUCGCCCAACCACGCUCUUCGCGCGUGCGCUAUCCUCGGUAGCGUGCAUCUGCCCCUGGCCCGCGAGCUGUUCAACUCCGCUUUUGUCUCGUGCUGGAGCGAGCUCUACGAACAGUUCCAAGAUGAGCUCAUCCAGAACAUCGAAAAUGCCAUCCGCUCUGAGAACGUGCCGCCGGACUUGCUCGGACUGCUUCUCAACCUCGCCGAAUUUAUGGAACACGACGAUAAGGCCUUACCAAUCGAUAUUAGGGUCCUCGGUAGGGAGGCCGGCCGUUGCCACGCGUACGCGAAAGCUCUUCAUUAUAAGGAGUUAGAGUUCCUACAGGACCAGAGCGGGCCAGCGGUCGAAGCCUUGAUCGUCAUAAACAACCAGCUCCAGCAGUACGAUGCCGCCAUCGGCAUUCUCCGCAAGGCGCAGCUUUACAAGGACGGCAUCCAGCUCCGAGAGACGUGGUUCGAGAAAUUAGAACGGUGGGAAGAGGCGUUAGCGUUCUACAAUAAGAGAGAAUCGGAGAUGCCGCGAGACCAAGCGAUCCCCUUGGAUAUUGUAAUGGGCAAGAUGCGUUGCUUGCACGCCCUUGGCGAGUGGGAUGCCCUAGCGAAUCUGACGAGCAAUACUUGGUCCAAUUCGGCGCCCGAGAUCCAGCGGCGGAUCGCGCCGCUCGCAACCGCCGCCGCCUGGGGUCUGGGCAAGUGGGAUUUUAUGGAUAACUAUUUGCAGUCCAUGAAGCGGCUCUCUCCGGACCGUUCGUUCUUCGGCGCGAUACUAGCGCUCCAUCGUAACCAGUUCGCAGAAGCUGCCAGAUUUAUCCAGCUGACGCGGGAAGGCCUCGACACAGAGCUCAGCGCCCUUGUGAGCGAGUCCUACAAUCGCGCAUACCAGGUUAUUGUCCGGGUGCAGAUGCUAGCGGAGCUCGAGGAGAUCAUCGUUUACAAGCAAGCAAAGGACCCGAAGAAGGCCACGAUGCGCCGCACGUGGGAGAGUCGUCUAAAGGGAUGCCAGAGGAACGUCGAAGUCUGGCAGCGUAUGCUAAGGCUACGCGGCCUAGUCAUCACGCCGGCGGAAAAUAUGCAUAUGUGGAUCAAGUUCGCGAAUUUGUGUCGGAAGUCGGGUAGGAUGGGCCUCGCCGAGAAGUCGCUGAAGCAGCUCAUCGGUACCGAUCACUCCCUCGACACGAUAAUCCCGUACUGGAGCGAGAACGGCCAACCCCAACAAGGUCCGGCGACGAGGAUCCCGCCCCAAGUAGUAUACGCAGUCCUCAAAUUUUACUGGGAAUACGGGCAACAGCCUAACCUACGCCAGACCGGUCACCCCGAGAAGACGCUGUUCUGCCUCCGAAAGUUCACCGCCGACUCCGCACAGGCGCUCGAAAUGGCGCGGGCCUCAAUCCAGACUGCGUCUAACGGACCGGACCCGAUCGGCGACUACGGCUUCCACAACGCGAUGGAUCCGGGUGUCCCUAGUUCUAGGACCCAGAAGCUGAUCCAAGACCAGACUGUGCUUCUUGCGAAAUGUUUCCUCAAACAGGGAGAGUGGCAGGUGUCUUUGAACAAGCACAAUUGGCAAAACCACAACGUCCAGGACAUCCUAACUUCCUACUCGAAAGCCACUCAGUAUAACCCUAAAUGGUACAAGGCUUGGCACGCGUGGGCCUUGGCGAACUUCGAAAUCGUCCAAGCCCUCACUCCCGCAGCUGACAGGAACGCCCCGAGAUCGGAUCUGUCUGUCAUCAUAAAUCACGUCGUCCCUGCUGUUCAGGGCUUCUUCAAGUCCAUUGCGUUGUCGUCGGGAAGCUCCCUCCAAGAUACGCUACGCCUCCUCACUCUAUGGUUCGCCCACGGUGGCAGCAGCGAAGUCAACGCUGCAGUCACCCAAGGCUUCGGGACCGUCAGCGUCGAUACGUGGCUGGAGGUGAUCCCUCAGCUCAUCGCGCGUAUCAAUCAGCCUAACACGCGAGUGCGGCAGUCUAUCCACAACCUGCUCGCCGACGUCGGGCGUAAUCAUCCACAGGCCUUGGUUUACCCGCUGACCGUAGCGAUGAAGUCGGCUCAGAGCUCUAGGAGGUCAAAGUCGGCCGCGCUAAUCAUGGAUAGCAUGCGUGCGCACAGCGCUAAGCUUGUCGAGCAGGCCGACACCGUGAGUCAUGAGCUCAUCCGGGUCGCCGUGCUAUGGCAUGAGCUUUGGCACGAAGGACUCGAGGAAGCCUCUCGACUAUACUUCGGUGAUCAUAAUAUCGAAGGCAUGUUCGCCACUCUCGGGCCCUUACAUGAGCUGCUCGAACAAGGCCCGGAGACAUUGCGUGAGAUCAGCUUCGCGCAGACGUUCGGUAGAGAUCUCACAGAGGCGCGCGAAUGGUGCCGGCAAUACGAGACCAGCCACGAUGUCAACGACCUUAACCAGGCCUGGGAUCUUUACUACCAGGUGUUCCGACGAAUAGGAAGACAGCUUCCGCAGAUGUCGUCGCUAGAGCUCGCGUAUUGCUCCCCGAAAUUGCUGGCGGCCAAGGACCUCGACCUAGCCGUGCCCGGGACGUACCGAAGCGGCGCUCCCAUCGUCCGCAUCAUCUCAUUCGAUACGACCUUCAGUGUGAUCAACUCCAAGCAGCGACCCAGGAAAUUGAAUACGAACGGAAGCGACGGCAACUCGUACGCCUUCCUUCUAAAGGGACACGAAGAUAUCCGACAGGAUGAGCGCGUCAUGCAGCUGUUUGGCCUUUGCAAUACCCUCCUCGCCAACGACUCCGAGUGCUACAAGCGCCAUCUCGGUAUCCAGAGAUAUCCAGCGAUACCUCUCAGCCAGAACUCGGGCCUCCUCGGCUGGGUGCCGAAUAGCGAUACCCUGCACGUGUUAAUCCGCGAAUACCGCGAGAGUCGCAAGAUCCUCCUUAACAUAGAGCAUCGCAUCAUGCUGCAGAUGGCUCCUGAUUAUGAUAAUCUCACGCUCAUGCAGAAGGUCGAGGUGUUUGGUUAUGCGCUAGACAACACGACCGGCCAAGAUUUGUACCGCGUCCUAUGGCUGAAGAGCAAGAGCUCCGAGGCUUGGCUCGAGAGGCGUACGAACUACACACGCAGCUUGGGAGUCAUGAGCAUGGUCGGUUAUAUCCUCGGCCUAGGCGACAGGCAUCCCAGCAACCUGAUGCUUGACCGCAUCACUGGCAAGAUUAUCCACAUCGACUUCGGUGACUGCUUCGAGGUUGCCAUGAAGCGAGACAAGUAUCCAGAGAGGGUUCCGUUCCGUCUCACCAGGAUGCUGACAUAUGCCAUGGAAGUCAGUAACAUAGAAGGUAGCUUCCGGAUCACGUGCGAGCAUGUCAUGCGUGUGCUUCGUGAAAACAAAGAAAGCGUGAUGGCAGUUCUUGAGGCUUUUAUCCACGAUCCUCUCCUUACCUGGCGCCUAACCAAUGCCGCAUCUCCUGUCGGCCCCAAUUUCCGUUCCGAGAGGGAAUCUUCUCUUGGUGCAGGUGCUCAGCGGGCUCGCAGACCGAGCAUUCUUGACGCAGAGCAUCCGCCUUCCGAGUUCCUCGCGGCGCAGCAGGCCGUCGCAGGCGUCGACGCCGCGCAUCCCGGCGGCCCACCAGCUUCUCGGGCCAGGGCGCGCACCAAUUCGAGUCUAGUGAACGGCACGGGUCAGAUCUUAGACGGCGAAAUGGCCGAGAUCCAGAACGCGCGUGCCGUGGAGGUGCUAGACCGCGUAAACCAGAAGCUGACUGGCCGCGACUUCAAGCCGACCGACGAACUCGAUGUCGUGACGCAAGUUAAUAAGUUAAUCAUGGAAGCUACGAAGUUAGAGAACUUAUGCCAGCAUUAUAUUGGUUGGUGCUCGUUUUGGUGAAGGCAAUGCACCAGCUCGGGCUAGAUAUGGUGGGUGGAUAGUUCUAUAAAUUCGUGGAUGGGUGGUUAUUACGGAGUUCGCGUGUUUAGAUCGGAUGGCAAGGUAAGGAACGAUAAGGCGUCAUAGUACGUACAUAUUGGAUUCGCGUUUGCGGUUAUAUCAAGAUGAUUUGCGCUGUAAUGUCAUGAGUGCAUUACUCUUCGUUAGGAUCAAUGAGUUAAUCAUUAAAUCGAGCUUCUCUUGGUUUAAAAGUAUUCCCCCCGGGUUCGUAAAGUCUAGCCUAAUCAAAACUAAACUCAGAAAAUUCGUAUCAUUUCACGAGUGGCGUUUCAAAUCCUGUUGUCGGCACUUAACCAACUGUCCGAUCACAGGUCUCCCUCUUUGUAACCCUGAUAUACGUCGUGGAAUGUGGUACUGAGACAUUAGAAACAAGGCCGGUCUCAGAAGGGUUAGCCAG
Molecule: messenger RNA, 8075 nt
Organism: Annulohypoxylon maeteangense
Lineage: Eukaryota; Fungi; Ascomycota; Sordariomycetes; Xylariales; Hypoxylaceae
Product: FAT-domain-containing protein
Exons: 6
Coding region: 308-7618 (2436 amino acids)
Biological process (GO): protein phosphorylation; TOR signaling; negative regulation of macroautophagy
Cellular component (GO): nucleus; TORC2 complex; TORC1 complex
Molecular function (GO): protein-containing complex binding; protein serine/threonine kinase activity; protein binding
Source: RefSeq, a predicted model, not a curated record